This is a messenger RNA of Corylus avellana, 1689 nucleotides long. The record is from RefSeq and is a predicted model, not a curated record. Lineage: Eukaryota; Viridiplantae; Streptophyta; Magnoliopsida; Fagales; Betulaceae.
ACCUCUACUAGUACUCUUAUAUAUGUUAAAUGAGAACUUAUCCAAAAGGUCUAGGUUGUAGAAUUGAUGAACUUAUCUCAUUUUAGUAUAUUUUUGUUCAUUUUGUUAUGACUUAAUACAAAAUCCUAACAGAGUGAUUGAAAUAGGCUAAUACAUAUUGCAAACUUUUUAACUUUGGGGAACAUUACAAAAGCCACGAUAGCUUGGAGGCGUAAAUGAAAUUUCCCUAAAUCCAAAUAGAGUUUAAAUCCUAAUAUCCAGUUAAAAUUCACUCCCAAUUAGAUAUUGCAUGUUUCUAAAUCCUGAUCGAUAUCUAAUUACUCCCGGCCAUGCAUGCAUGAUAUGGAACUCAGAUAUGUUUAGCGGCUUCAUGGAUGAAAAGACGGGUACAUUCAGGAAAAGCAUACACGCGAAUUUCAAAGGAAUGCUCGAGCUUUUGGAGGCCUCGUACUUGGCUUUAGAAGGAGAAAACAUCCUGGAUGAGGCCAAACAACUCUCAACUGCAAUUCUCAAAGAAAACACUUGUAAUUUGGACGGAAACCUUGCCAAACAAGUAGCCCAUGCUUUGGAGCUUCCAGCACAAAGGAGAGUGCAGUGGUUUGACGUCAAAUGGCACAUCAAUGUUUAUGAGAAAGACAGGCACAUGAACCCCAUUCUACUUGAAUUUGCUCAACUUAAUUUCAACAUAAUUCAAGCCACUCUUCAAAAAGAUCUAAGGGAACUUUCCAGGUGGUGGAGGAAUCUGGGUCUCACAGAGAACUUGAAUUUCGCAAGAGACAGACUGGUCGAAAGUUUCAUGUGCUCAGUUGGGUUAGGGUUCGAACCUCGGAACAAAUGUUUGAGAAAGUGGCUUUCUAAAGUCAUUAAUCUCAUAUUAGUAAUUGAUGAUGUUUACGAUGUUUAUGGCACAUUGGAAGAACUAACGCAUUUCACCAAUGCCGUAAAUAGUUGGGAUGUCAGGGAAACUCAAGAGCUUCCAGAGUGCAUGAAGAUUUGCUUCUUAGCACUAUACAAUACAACCAAUGAAUUCGCUAAUGAAAUUCAAACGGAGAAGCGUGGGAACCAACUGUUACUUCAUCUAAAGAAAGUGUGGACAGAUUUUUGUGCUGCAUUAUUUGUGGAAGCAAAGUGGUACAACAUGGGCUAUACACCAUCCUUGCAAGAAUAUCUAAGUAAUGCAUGGAUUUCAUCAUCCGGCUCUGUGAUUUUGGUGCAUGCAUUCUUUUGUAUAGAGCAUGAGGUAGAAGAGGAGUUCGAAAAUUUUAUCAAGAAAAACCAAGAUCUUGUGUAUAAUAUAUCUAUGAUAAUUCGACUUUGCAAUGAUCUGGGGACUUCAAAGGCUGAAAUAGAAAGAGGCGAUGCUCCUUCAUCAAUCAUGUGCUACAUGAGAGAAGAGAAUGUUUCAGAGGAAAUAGCUCGAAAGCACAUCAAAGGGAUGAUAAACAAAACGUGGGAGAAAAUAAAUGGGCAAUGCUUCACUACUCAAUUACCCAUGUUGCAGCCAUUUGUGAAUAUUGCCUCAAAUGCUGCUCGUGUGGCGCAUGGGCUUUACCAAGACGGAGAUGGAUUUGGUGUUCAAGACCGAGAGACUCGGACCAACAUCCGGUCUUUGCUAGUUGAACCUCUCACGCUCUACUAAGGAAAAAACAAAGAAAGAAAAUCUCGCAUCAAGAAAACCUGCAGUACUAU